Moesziomyces antarcticus is the source of this 3342-nucleotide messenger RNA. RefSeq names its product developmentally regulated GTP-binding protein. Gene Ontology annotation, biological process: cytoplasmic translation; mRNA transport. Gene Ontology annotation, molecular function: protein binding; GTP binding; GTPase activity. Gene Ontology annotation, cellular component: cytoplasm; nucleus. The transcript has 7 exons. The coding region runs from base 1 to 3342 and encodes 1113 amino acids. The record is from RefSeq and is a predicted model, not a curated record. NCBI's taxonomy places the organism in Eukaryota, Fungi, Basidiomycota, Ustilaginomycetes, Ustilaginales, Ustilaginaceae.
AUGGGUGUCGUCGAGAAGAUCAAGGAGCUCGAAGAUGAGGUCGCAAGGACCCAGAAGAACAAGGCGACAGAAUACCAUCUCGGUCAGCUGCGUGCCAAGAUCGCAAAGCUUCGCCAUGAGCUGCUCGAGCCUCAAAAGAAGUCCGGCAAGCCCGGUGAGGGCUUCGACGUGAUGAAGUCGGGCGACGCACGUGUCGCCCUGAUCGGCUUCCCCUCGGUCGGAAAGUCGAGCUUCCUCUCCAAGGUCACCGACACAAAGUCCGAAGCCGCAGCCUACGAAUUCACCACGCUCACAUGUCAGCCAGGUGUGCUCGAGUACGAAGGUGCCAAGAUCCAGAUCCUCGAUCUGCCUGGUAUCAUCGAGGGCGCUUCCGAGGGCAAGGGUCGAGGUCGCCAGGUCGUCGCCGUCGCCAAGACCGCAGAUAUGAUCAUCAUCAUGCUCGACGCCACAAAGCCAGACACCCACCGUGCGCUGCUCGAGAAGGAGCUCGAGGCCGUCGGCAUCCGUCUCAACAAGUCCAAGCCCGAUGUCGUCCUUCGCAAGAAGAAUGCCGGAGGCAUCGUCAUCACCAAGGCCAUGGGCCUCACGCUCACCAAGAUCGACGAGAGGAUGAUCCGCUCCAUUCUCCAAGGCUACAAGAUGCACAACGUGGACGUCAUGCUCAGGGAAGACAUCACCGUCGACGAGUUCAUCGACGUCGUGCUCGGCAACCGCAACUACGUCCCCUGCCUCUACGUCUACAACAAGAUCGACUCGAUCAGCAUGGAACAGAUGGACAAGCUCGCCAGGCAGCCCAACUCGGUAGUCAUCUCGGUCGAAGCCGACCUCAACAUCGACUAUCUCAAGGACAUCAUGUGGGACAAGCUCGGCAUGAACCGCAUCUACACCAAGAAGCGCGGCGAGCGUCCCGACCUUUCGGAUCCAUUGGUGGUGCGCAAGGGCGCCACCAUCGAACACGUCUGUCACCAGGUCCAUCGCGCCCUCGUCGACAAGUUCAAGUAUGCCCUCGUCUACGGCAAGAGCAGCAAGUUCCCCACGAGCCAAAAGGUGGGCCUCAAUCACAUUGUCGCCGGCGACGACGUCCCUCAUCUCAUAUGUAAUCUGCCACGUAUCUAUCACUCGCCUGAAAAGACCAGCUACCCCUUUGUAGCUGCCACCAGCGAGCACCUGCGAGCACCUGCGCCGAUGUGGAGGAGUGGUGCGCAUUUGCGUCGCGAGCAAAAUGCUCUGCGUAAUCUUCACGCCCUCGUCGUCGCAGCGUCGUCAGCGGGUCAGCGCGCGCCAACCUCGCCGCACGACCACAUCCGAGUCUGCCACUCACAAACGCAGUCGGGCUGGCCUGAAUCGCACGUCCAUCAUCGCACAUUGCAUCCGCCUGUCGCGUCCCGCGCAACCAUGCCGAGUCGAGGCGGCCGCGGUGGUCACACAAUCGCAGGCGCUGCGUUGCGCGGCGCAGGUCUCGUCGUCGAUGGCGACGUCGGCAUGCGCGACGCCGCGGGUCCGAGCCGCAGCCGCAAUGGGAGGAGAGGCCACAAGAGCGGCGGAGCCGAUCCAUCCAAUCACAACGGGUCCGGAAACUCUCUACAAGGCCGCAUAGCGCGCCAGCGAGCCAAUCCUCUCGGAAACCGCCCAGCAGGGAGAGGCAAGAAGGCUGCCAUCAACGUCAAUGACGGACUCCGAGCUGGCAACACAGCUUCCGUCCUCAAAAGCAUCUCAUCAUCCAAAGCACAGGGAGGCGGCCGCAUACCCGGAGGCGGUGGCAUCAUCUUCUCCGGAAACGAUAUGCCAAAGACACAGAACGUCGUCUCUCUCAUCAAGCGCUUCCUCGAAUCGCGCUGGAAUGCGCAGGCCAAGUUCUUGAACCUUGAGAGCAUGCGUGCGGAUCCACUCCUCCAGUCCGAGGGUGUCAAAGCUCCCGGCGUUCCCGGGGCUCCCAAGGAGCUCGCCAACGCCAUGUGGAAGAUCUGCUCCGAGACGUAUCCCGAUGUCGUAACCAUCUCGCUCGCCAACAACGCACUGCGCAGCCUCGGUCCCGUCAGCUCGCUUCCCGUCUACUUGCCCAAUCUUCAAAACCUGUCUCUGGAAGGCAACGAGCUCAAGUGGACCAAAGAUCUCGACACCUUCGCCUCGCGCAGGAGCAAGCUGGCCAAUCUCAAGGAGCUAUUGCUCACCGGCAACCCUGUCUAUACCAGUGCCGUCGCAGCUGGCAAUGAGGAGGGAUACCGCCGUGAGGUCUUGUCCAAGUUCCGUCAGCUCACCAUGCUCGACCAAAAGCCCGUGACGCCAACCGAAUCGGGCUUCGCCAACUUGCCAUCGUCCAGCAAGUCCAAGAAGGCGGAUGCAGCCCAAGUCCCUUUGCGCAACUUCCCCGUGCCCAACAAGCCGGGCUUUGUCGACGCCGAAGCCGGCGCCAUCAUGCCCAACUUCCUUUCCAAGUACUUCACGCUCUACGACACCGACCGUUCCCAGCUCGGCGAGGUCUAUGCGCCGCAGGCUCAGUUCUCGUACUGUCUCAACGUGGUCCCGCCUCCAAGGGCUCGUGCAGCAGGCUUCCUGCACACCAUGCCUCACCAGAAGGAGCUUACGUUUGAUCGCUACCAGGACCUCGGCAACCGCAACCUCAUGCGCGUUCACGCUCCCAAGAUGCGCAAUCAGUCGCUGCACCACGGACCAGGUUCGAUCCUGGCUUGCCUCAAGAAACUGCCAAAGACAUCGCAUCCGCUCACCGACGCAUCCAAAUUCGUCGUCGACGCUUGGGUAUUGCCCAACAACGUGAUUGGAGCACGCCUCAAGGGCGACGAGCGACCUGAGGCGCUCCUCUACAUUAAUGUGCACGGAGAGUACGCCGAAGCACCCAGCCAAGGCAUCCGCUCCUUCGACCGCACUUUUGCCGUUGCGCCUGUGCCGCCAAGCAGCCCUGCAGCAGCUGCCGGCUGGCCGUGCGUCAUUCUGUCGGACCAGCUGGUGGUGCGCCACUACUCGAGCCCCGCCGCCUGGGCGCCUGACAGCCUGACAAUCGGCGAUGUUACUGCCGAGCAGACGCAAGCUUUCCAGGCGGCGCAGCAGCCCACGGCGAACCCCGCCAUUCCGCAGCCGGGUGCGCCAGUUGCGGGAGGUGCAGCACUGCCGCCGUACCUGCAGAACCAGGCCCCCGCAGCGGAGAUCAACGAGCAGCAACAUGCCAUGUCGCUCCAGCUCGCCGCGCAGACAGGCCUCAUCUACCCCUUUGCCGUGCAGUGUCUGCAGGAGAACGGCUGGGACUACAAUUUGGCGCACACCAACUUCCAGAACCUCAAAGCCAGCAAUGCGAUCCCCGCACAGGCAUUUGCGCAGCCCGUGUAG